Molecule: messenger RNA, 402 nt
Organism: Penicillium angulare
Lineage: Eukaryota; Fungi; Ascomycota; Eurotiomycetes; Eurotiales; Aspergillaceae
Exons: 1
Coding region: 1-402 (133 amino acids)
Source: RefSeq, a predicted model, not a curated record
AUGAUCGAAUUGGCCGUGCUUCGAUUGACCCCACAACAAGCCCUCACUACCAAGCGGCUGCAGGAUGUUAUCGCAGGUGAAUACCCCAUCAUGGGCUUCUUAGCCGAAGACACCAAACUCGCAGAUCCGCUGCUGCCCCUGGGCCCGCACCUGGGUCCGUCGCUGAGCCCGCCGUGUCCCCCCACCAAGCCCGCCAGAAGACCUCCUGGCGAAAGAAUUUUUCAUCACCGCUGCCCCUCGGAGCUGACGAUCCACCCCCCGCCCCCGACACAGGCGUUCGAUCCCCUCCUUGGACCCGCAUCUCCCCAGAGAGCGCACUCUGCUCCGGUCUCCUUGACCGACGCCAACAACGCGGUGAACCUCGCUCGUCAGCUCGGCCAUCUUUUGGCGCUUAGACCUUGA